CUCCCGGCGCACUCACAUAGACAUACAGUGUUCUAGCACGCGCGCUGUCAGUAUCCUCCACACGCCACGCUACUCAACAACUUCAGUGUCCUGUAGGGUAACAGAAGCUUGUCGUCCAUCUACGGCUUUUCUUUGAGAAAGUGCUCGGACAUCAGCCUUGUCACCAGCGAGUGUUUGUGGACGGGAGCCCCGGCUUUGGAAGGAUGCGUUCAGUUUUCUUACUCGGUGCCUUCUUCACUGUUGCGAUGUUUCCUCGAGCAAGCAGCAUACAGAAGGUCAUCGGCAUGUACGGCGAGACCCUGAAGGUGCCUUGCAACAACGGCGACAACAAGCCAGCUGAGCUGAUGUUCACCAAAUGGAAACAUUCGAAGGAGAACGGCACAUCGGGAGAUAUCUUGGUGAAACAGGAGAACAAGGAAGAAGCAAAAAUCACAGCCACCGACGGUUAUAAGGACCGCGCUAGCAUCGGGCCUGACUCCAGCCUGCUAAUCAAAAACGCAGUCCUUGAUGACCAGCGAGUCUUCACAUGCAUGGUGGUCUCUAUGAAUAAUCUCAACGAAUACCCAGUCGAAGUGGAAGUGCACAAGAAACCAUCAGCACCUGAAUUCAGGAACAAGGCGAGUCAGCUGGACGACGGCAAACUGACGCCACUGGGAGAAUGUGUAGCUGCCGGUGCAAACCCCCCAGCAGACAUCAUCUGGGUGAAGAAUAACAAGACUCUAGUGGCAGACAACAAGCUGAUCAUUAUCAGUGCCUCUGUAAAGAAGGACCCAGUCACCGGUUUGUCCACCACAACUUCUCAGUUGCAGUACACAGCUGGGAAACAGGACGCCACAUCCAAGUUUGCUUGCGUCGUGAAACAUGUGACCGGUCCUGACCAGAUGUCAAUGCCCGAAACCUUCAGCAUCCACUACCCCACUGAGAAGGUGAACCUGCAGGUUCUGUCGCCGGGCUCCAUUAAGGAAGGCGAUAACGUGACGCUGAAAUGCCAAGCAGACGGAAACCCUCCGCCAACCAGCUUCAACUUCCACAUUAAGGGUAAGAAGGUCCUGGUAUCCGACUCAGACGUCUACACUCUGCCUGGCAUAAACCGAGCUGACUCUGGAGAAUACAAGUGCUCUCUGAUUGACAACGAAAACAUGCAGGAUUCGACGAACAUCACUGUCACCUAUCUGGACCUGAAUGUCAUCCCCUCAGGAAACAUCCUGAAAAAGAUCGGGGAGUCCUUGGAGGUGAAGAUAGACAAGAAUUCCUCGAGUGAAGCCGCAGUGGUCUGGACUAAGGACAACGGCAAGCUGGACAAACUCCCCGACUUCAGCUCUCUAACAUACAGUCACGCCGGUUUCUACGUGUGCGAGGCAUCUGUACCCGGACUCAAACGCAGCGACUCCUUCAAACUGGAGGUGGAAGGCAUCCCAGUGAUUAAGAGUCUGAAAAAAGAGAGGAGCACAGAUGGCAAAGCAAAGGUGCUGAUCUGUGUGGCUGAGGGUUCGCCUGUACCUGAAGUGUCCUGGAGUGUCAAUGGAACCCUCAGCAAGAGCCAAUACAGCAACGGAGUAAUAACUUACAAACUCGUCGUGACACCCAGCGCCAACCUGACCGUCACCUGCCGAGUCUCUAACAGUCUAGGCACGGCCAGCAAGGACAUCGAAGUGCUAUCCUUAAAUGAAGAGAGAAAAGAUUCCAGAAAAGACGAUGACGAUGACAAGGCCAAGGUGAUUGUCGGCGUGGUGGUGGGUCUCAUCGUGGCGGCCGCACUAGUGGGCAUCAUCUACUGGCUGUACAUGAGGAACAGACAAGGCAGCUGGAAGACUGGCGAGAAGGAGACGGGCACCUCAGAGGAGAGCAAGAAGCUGGAGGAGAACAACCACAGACAAGAGCCAUAGAGUGACCAACACAGGACCGAGACACAGAGACGAAGAGAGGCCUUGUCACACUGAAUGUGCUGUACAACACAACAACAUAUCCAUCAUCUGAUCUGAGACUCCUGAUAGGCUGUCAGGCUGCGUAUACGUGCACAUCACUGAAUCGCCUGGAAUAUUUCUAGCCGCCCUAACCCAAGACAAACAGUUCCUCUAAGCAAAACCCCAGCACCAUGCAAGAGUUAAAAAGACCUGUGUUGUUAAAAAAAAAAAAAAAAAAAAAAAUUAGUAUGCACUGAAAACUGUGUCUUUUUCGUUCUGUUUGAUUUGAUUUCCUUGUGUUCCUUGUGAAUGCUCUCCUAAUUUUUUCUCCAUGCGCGUUGCUGGUGUGAUGGGUUCAGCUAUCCUACUUUAUCCCUCUCUUUUUAGUAGAAAAAAAAAAAUUACUGUACACUUUUCAGGCCUUUGUAAAUAUGUCACUGGUGAGCACAUUCUCUUUGGUCAGUGCUGAGAUUGCUGUAUAAUUCAGGUUUAAGUAACGCAGGAUUAAGGUAGCCUGCAGGAUUAUGGAGAGAUGAAAACUUCACUGCUGUUACACUCACGUUCUCUGUUUUAGAUUUAUUGUGCUGUUUUUUCCCCCACUUUGAUCGGGAUCAGUUUAGGUAGUCGCCACCCGAUUCCCAUUGGUUCCAGACGAGAAGUUUAGAACACAUUGGCGGUUAUAAGAAUAUUAGUAGUAAGGUUGCAACUUUGUGGGUUUCAGUUAUAAAUUUGAUAAGGCGUGUCCUUAUGAACCCUUCCAUUGGUCUUACUGUAAGUUACUGAAAAUCCGACAGAAGGCCAUUCAGAGUCCAUCCAGAUUUCUGGUAAAAAUACAUUAAACAGGCUGAUUUUAUGGGAUAGACACUAAGUCCAAAGUCGUAACUCAUAUUUUAGAUCAUCAUCAUCAAUCACCACACGCUUGGCUACCCAGCUCAAGCUGCAGAGUAGCAUAAAAUCCACCCAGACCGACACUCGCACCAUAUUCCUCAGCCUUGCACAAAGCCUUAAUGCCUACUAUUUAUUUUUUUAAAAAUAAAGAAAUGAAGUUUAGUUUCUUUAGAGAAGGUUCUCCUGCCUUGAUUUCGCUCAGCUUAUGUAGGUCGUCUAUAAGGUAGUGCACUUUCGUUCAGACACAUCAGUACUUGAUCAUUCUGUAUGCUGUUUUUAUUUGAUUUUGAUUUUUAUUAGUCUAAAAUAUGACUGAUUUAGAGUCCCACACUGUAGUUUUUAGCCUGUGAUAGCCUAAGGCUUUGUUCCGUUAACUGUGGUCUGAAGAGGUUGUAAAUAUGUCCAGUCUUUGUGUCUUAGCUUAUUUUUGGCUAUUUAUGUUGUGUAUAAGGUCAGCUGCACUUUUGCCUGGGCAUUAGUUAGUUAGAAACACUUCCUCUUCCUCCUCCUAUCCACAUACACUUAUUUAUGUUCAGAAUGUACCACUUUGGAGACAUGUUAAGAUUUAGUUUAGUUUUGUGUCUUCGGAUGUAUUUGGGAAUUUUUUUUGUCUCAUGCACGUGUUUUAUUUCAAACCAUCAGGGCAGCAGUGAAACCAAAGAGGGUAACUGAGAAGAAGGCCAUAAAAGUGUUUGUAAAUACCAACUUUUGGUUUUGUACUUUUGUUGAAAAUAAAGUGUACAUUUUGAA
Hemibagrus wyckioides is the source of this 3542-nucleotide messenger RNA. It is a transcript of the gene alcama, whose product is annotated as activated leukocyte cell adhesion molecule a. Bases 204 to 1886 code for a protein of 560 amino acids. The transcript is spliced from 16 exons. The record is from RefSeq and is a predicted model, not a curated record. NCBI's taxonomy places the organism in Eukaryota, Metazoa, Chordata, Actinopteri, Siluriformes, Bagridae. Gene Ontology annotation, biological process: cell adhesion. Gene Ontology annotation, cellular component: plasma membrane.